UCUCCAGGAGGAAGAUUCGUGAAGUCUCGCUACCUGCAGUACGAUAAGAAAGACACCAAGAAGGAUUCUUUAUCAAGUUCCUUUUCAAAGCCUCCUGCUAAACAAUCUCCUGCAUCUAAAUCAAGAUCAGUUCUUCCUCAGAAAGCUAAGACAUCCACUGGUGCUGACUCUAGCUCAUUAAACCAGAGUAGUUUUGGGAAAGGUGUCUUGCAGUCCACAUUAUUAGAUGAUGAUAAAAUUAGUCGACCAGACCUAGAUCUUUCUGCUAUUAAUGAGACAUCUGUCCGCAAGAAGACUCCUGCUCCAAAACAUGAUUGCAAAGGAGAUAAAGAGACAAGUAAAAACCAAGAAAAAAGAAAAAAUGAUUCUGAUGCUGUGAUUGAGGAGCUGGAAUCUCAGACGCUACUUUUAACUUACCUCAGAUUAAAGACAGGCAAAAAUCUUGCUGUGACAGAGAAAAAACUAGAAGAAAACUUGUUAAUGUUGUGUGAGGAGAAGAAGAGGCAGCAGGAGAAGCUUCACAAACUGAAGCGUGAAAUUCUACUCAAAGAGAGCAAGCAGAAACUGGAUGAUGCAUUAGACAAGCAGGUGGAAGUGCUUUCUCCCCUUGUUCCUGCUUGUGAACAGUUUAAAGAGCAAUAUAAAAACUUUGCAGUUUCCCUGGAUGCCACUAGACAUGAAUUACCCAUAAAGAAUAUUCACAUAGAAGGAGAUAUGGAAACAUACCUUGGUGAACUGCAAAAGGAGCUAACUGUCACACAGGAGCUUCUGACAGAAGUUAUGCCAAGCUUCUCAGAUGAAAGUGCUAAAUUAUGUGGUGUGCUGAAAGAGCUUAAAGAAGUUUCUCAGAAAUUGGAUAAAGAGAUUCAAAGGAGCUUCACACAAGUGGAGAACCUGUCCUUUGAAGUUAGUAAAGAAGUUUCUCUGCAUAACCAAAGUAUAUGUGAAGAGAAUAAUGGACUAGAAGUUGUGAAGGACUGGUACUUCAGCUAA
This is a messenger RNA of Merops nubicus (carmine bee-eater), 993 nucleotides long. It is a transcript of the gene HAUS8, whose product is annotated as HAUS augmin-like complex, subunit 8. The transcript is spliced from 9 exons. The annotation marks the transcript as partial. The record is from RefSeq and is a predicted model, not a curated record. NCBI's taxonomy places the organism in Eukaryota, Metazoa, Chordata, Aves, Coraciiformes, Meropidae.